This is a messenger RNA of Orycteropus afer afer, 1493 nucleotides long. It is a transcript of the gene FOXJ1, whose product is annotated as forkhead box J1. Gene Ontology annotation, molecular function: sequence-specific DNA binding; DNA-binding transcription factor activity. Gene Ontology annotation, biological process: regulation of DNA-templated transcription. The record is from RefSeq and is a predicted model, not a curated record. Lineage: Eukaryota; Metazoa; Chordata; Mammalia; Tubulidentata; Orycteropodidae.
GAGUCAGCGGCCGGCGAGCGCGGCGCGCCCCUCGGCUCAGCUGUGGAUGGUGACUGCCCCCUCGGAGAGCCCGCGCAGACAUGGCGGAGAGCUGGCUGCGCCUCCCGGGAGUGGGGCCGGCGGAGGAGGCCGCGCCCGAGGGUGGCCCGGAGGAGCCCGACGCCCUGGAUGACAGCCUGACAAGCCUGCAGUGGCUGCAGGAGUUCUCCAUCCUCAGCGCCAAGGCCUCCACCCUGCCCCCGGGGGGCGCCGACCCCCACGGCUACCACCAGGUGCCAGGCUCGGCCGCGCCAGGGUCCCCCCUGGCGGCCGACCCCGCCUGCUUGGGCCCGCCGCACACGCCCGGUAAGCCCACGUCGUCGUGCACGUCACGGAGCGCGCCCCCGGGGCUGCAGGCCCCUCCCCCCGACGACGUGGACUACGCCACCAACCCGCACGUGAAGCCGCCCUACUCCUACGCCACGCUCAUCUGCAUGGCCAUGCAGGCCAGCAAGGCCACCAAGAUCACCCUCUCGGCCAUCUACAAGUGGAUCACGGACAACUUCUGCUACUUCCGCCACGCAGACCCCACCUGGCAGAAUUCCAUCCGCCACAACCUGUCCCUAAACAAAUGCUUCAUCAAAGUGCCCCGGGAGAAGGACGAGCCGGGCAAGGGAGGCUUCUGGCGGAUCGACCCCCAGUACGCCGAGCGGCUGCUGAGCGGGGCCUUCAAGAAGCGCCGGCUCCCCCCAGUCCACAUCCACCCUGCCUUUGCCCGGCAGCCUUCGCAGGAGCCCAGCACUGCGCCCUGGGCUGGGCCGCUGACCGUCAACACCGAGGCCCAGCAACUGCUGCGGGAGUUUGAGGAGGCCACCGGGGAGGCGGGCUGGGCUGGGGGCGAGGGCAGGCCCGGCCACAAGCGCAAGCAGCCGCUGCCCAAGCGGGUGGCCAAGGCCCCGCGGCCGCCCAGCUCCCUGCUGCUGACCCAGGAGGAGCAGGGCCAGCUCGAACCCCUCAAAGGCAACUUUGACUGGGACGCCAUCUUCGACGCAGGCCCCCUGGGCGAGGAGCUGGGCUCCUUGGAGGGCCUGGACCUGAGCCCGCCGCUGAGCCCUGCCUCGCACAGCGACGUGGACCUCACCAUCCACGGCCGCCACAUCGACUGCCCUGCUAGCUGGGGGCCCCUGGCGGAGCAGGCUGCCGACAGCGUGGACUUUGAUGAGACCUUCCUGGCCACCUCCUUCCUGCAGCACCCCUGGGACGAGGGCGGCAGUGGCUGUCUGCCCCCGGAGCCCCUCUUUGAAGCUGGGGACGCCACCCUGGCCGCCGACCUGCAGGACUGGACCAGCGUGGGCGCCUUCUUGUAAGAGGCCAGGCCCCGCCCCACCUCCAGACAGUUCCCACGUCAGGGCCCAGAACUGCCCCCCCAACGCAGGCCCAAGGACACCCCACCGCCCAGGCAGGGGCUGCGCCGGGCCUCCCAAGGCCGACGCCAAGAAGCUGCACUGCCCCAG